GGCGGCCGGGCGCGCCCCGGGGUUAGUGGCUAACUGGACGCACGCGGAGAUGGAGGCUGCUGGGGACGCUUUGGGACCAUUGGUGACCGGUCUGUACGACGUACAGGCUUUCAAGUUUGGGGACUUUGUGCUGAAGAGCGGGCUCUCCUCCCCCAUCUACAUCGAUCUGCGGGGCAUCGUGUCUCGGCCGCGUCUUCUGAGUCAGAUUGCAGAUAUUUUAUUCCAAACUGCCCAAAAUGAGGGAAUCAGUUUUGACACGGUGUGUGGAGUACCUUAUACAGCUUUGCCGUUGGCUACAGUUAUGUGUUCAACCAAUCAAAUCCCAAUGCUUAUUAGAAGGAAAGAAACAAAGGAUUAUGGUACUAAGCGUCUUGUAGAAGGAGCUGUAAAUCCAGGAGAAACCUGUUUAAUCAUCGAGGAUGUCGUCACCAGUGGAUCUAGUGUUUUGGAAACUGUUGAGGUUCUUCAGAAGGAGGGCUUGAAGGUCACUGAUGCUGUUGUGCUGUUGGACAGAGAGCAAGGCGGCAAGGACAAGUUGCAGGCGCACGGCAUCCGUCUCCACUCAGUGUGUACUUUGUCCAGAAUACUGGAAAUUCUUGAGCAGCAGAAAAAAAUUGAUACUGAGAUGGUUGGAAGAGUGAAGAGAUUUGUUCAGGAAAAUGUUUUUGUGACAACUAAUCAAAAUGGGUCUCUCCUUUGUAUAAAGAAAGCAUCCAAAGAACUCAGCUUUGGUGCCCGUGCAGAGCUGCCCGGGAUCCACCCAGUUGCCUCAAAGCUUCUCAGGCUUAUGCAAAGGAAGGAGACCAAUCUGUGUUUGUCCGCUGAUGUUUCAGAGGCCAGAGAGCUGUUGCAGCUAGCAGAUGCGUUAGGACCCAGCAUCUGCAUGCUCAAGACUCAUGUAGAUAUUUUGGAUGAUUUUACUCUGGAUGUGAUGGAGGAAUUGACAAUGCUGGCACAACGCCAUGAGUUCUUAAUAUUCGAAGACCGGAAAUUUGCAGAUAUAGGCAACACAGUAAAAAAGCAGUAUGAAGGUGGUAUCUUUAAAAUAGCUUCCUGGGCAGAUGUAGUGAAUGCACACGUGGUACCUGGCUCGGGAGUUGUGAAGGGCCUACGGGAAGUAGGCCUGCCCUUGCAUCGCGGGUGCCUGCUCAUUGCAGAAAUGAGCUCUGCUGGUUCCCUGGCCACUGGCAACUACACUAAAGCAGCAGUCAGGAUGGCUGAGGAGCACUCUGAAUUUGUGAUUGGUUUUAUUUCUGGCUCCCGAGUAAGCAUGAAACCAGAAUUUCUUCACUUGACUCCAGGAGUUCAGUUAGAAGCAGGAGGGGAUACUCUUGGCCAGCAGUACAAUAGCCCACAAGAAGUUAUCAGCAAACGAGGUUCUGAUAUCAUCAUUGUAGGCCGGGGCAUAAUCUCAGCAGCUAAUCGCCUGGAAGCAGCAGAGAUCUACAGAAAGGUUGCUUGGGAAGCUUAUUUGAAUAGACUUGGUAUUUGAGUGUCUUGGAUUUUUUGUGAAGACGUUGAAGAUAUGUGGUCUCCUGAAAGUCGCUGUUUUGAAAUGAUCAGCACCCUUUACUACUGGUUGGAUUCUUCCACAGGGCCUAUGCGGGAAUGGCUUCUGGAGUUAUGAUGGUCUUUAGGAAAUAUUGAGUGACUUGUACUCACUCCAUUGUUUCUAUAAUACAUUCAUUCUCAAG
Messenger RNA from Otolemur garnettii (small-eared galago), 1694 nucleotides. It is a transcript of the gene UMPS, whose product is annotated as uridine monophosphate synthetase. The transcript has 6 exons. Gene Ontology annotation, biological process: 'de novo' UMP biosynthetic process; 'de novo' pyrimidine nucleobase biosynthetic process. The record is from RefSeq and is a predicted model, not a curated record. Bases 50 to 1492 code for a protein of 480 amino acids. Gene Ontology annotation, molecular function: orotidine-5'-phosphate decarboxylase activity; orotate phosphoribosyltransferase activity. NCBI's taxonomy places the organism in Eukaryota, Metazoa, Chordata, Mammalia, Primates, Galagidae.